Molecule: messenger RNA, 3900 nt
Organism: Magallana angulata
Lineage: Eukaryota; Metazoa; Mollusca; Bivalvia; Ostreida; Ostreidae
Product: ATP-dependent DNA/RNA helicase DHX36-like
Exons: 28
Coding region: 60-3365 (1101 amino acids)
Cellular component (GO): intracellular anatomical structure; nucleus; cytoplasm
Molecular function (GO): DNA helicase activity; G-quadruplex RNA binding; ATP binding
Source: RefSeq, a predicted model, not a curated record
AAUGAUCAUCGUACGACUUAUUAAAUCCAGACACUCCGGGAAAAAAUGUUCCUCAAGUUAUGUACAAGAGACAAUUUCUUGAAAAGAUAUUGUCAAACGGGUUGAAGUCUGAUUGUAUCAUUAAAUUACCAUACAGUAUGAGCUGGCAUGGACGAAGAGGUGGAUGGCGAGAUGACCAUGAGAACAGAGACAGACAGCAGCAUCGUGGUUAUAGGGAUGGACCCAGGGGGCAUGACAGAUAUACAGAUAACAACGAUGAGGGACAAGGGGAAGCUCCUCUACAUAAUGACAGAUGGAGAAAUCGUGGUUAUGGUAGACCAGGCUAUGGGCGGGGGCGUGGUAGGAACAAUGACAACAAGGGCGGUGGAAGAAGAGGAGGCAGACCAGAAGGGCUCAGGGGACGAGAUAUUGGAAUGUUUUACGCAGCUCGAAGCAAGGCAAAGAUGAAAGAAAGGGAGUUUCAAGAAAGACCCCUUGUUGCCAUGGAAACUAGUGACAUGACAAAAAUCCAAAGAGUAUUGGAUUUGGUCAAGGAUAGCCCAGAGGAAAGGGAGAGUGGAACAGAGUUGAGGCAGAGACCUGUUACAGCCCCACAGAAAACAACAUCCAUAACUUGGCAGAAUCGUCAUGAAGGAAGACCCUCUUCAUCAAGGGGGGCCAGCAAUGUCAUCGAAGAACCUGGUGGGCUGGAAUCAACAAAGUCAACAGAGGAAAAGGAGGACAGUGCCACUUCUAGUGUGAAGGAAGAGGAGGAGGAGGGGCUUAUUCUACCCAAUAUGGAGGAGAUCAAGGAGCUUUCUGAGGAGAUCGAACAGAUUUUACCGUCAGACUUUGAUUUUGAGUUUGAGGAAGAGAUUGAAUCUCAGCCUUAUCUUAAUGCAAGCUUUAAGGAAGAGAUGGAGGAAAAAAUGAAGAGUUCUAAAUAUAUGAAAAUGUUAUCAAGUAGGAAACGCCUACCUGCUUACAAACAGCGACAGGAAAUCAUUGAUCUCGUUAACUCAAACCAGAUCAUUGUGUUAAGCGGUGAAACAGGGUGUGGUAAAACUACUCAGGUUCCACAAUUUAUAUUAGACGAUUACAUUGAAAAAGGCAAAGGGUCUUUAUGCAAUGUUGUUUGUACCCAGCCACGAAGGAUAUCAGCUAUUUCAGUUGCUGAGAGAGUUGCUGAUGAGAGAGCAGAAAAGCAGUUAGAGCAAUCAUCUGUAGGCUACUCCAUAAGAUUAGAAAACCGUUUACCAAGAAAAAAUGGCUCCAUUUUGUUUUGUACCACAGGCAUUAUCCUUAGAAGACUAGAGUCUGAUCCAAAGUUGAAGUCUGUGUCCCACAUCAUCAUUGAUGAGGUGCACGAGCGGGACCUUCUCUGUGACUUCCUGAUGGUGGUCGUGAAGGACUUGGUGGCUCUCCGUCCAGACCUGCGUGUCAUUGUCAUGAGCGCUACCCUCAAUGCAGAAAAAUUCUCACAGUACUUUAAUAACUGUCCUCACAUCAAUAUUCCUGGAUUUACCUUCCCUGUCAAACAACAUUUCCUGGAAGAUGUGAUUCAGCUUACAAAGUAUAGACCUGAUCCAGAACCCACCCAAAGACAUAAAUCUAGAAGAUAUCCAAAAUGGAAGAAGUAUAUGAUGGAGGAGGAGGAACAAGAGGAGUGGAACAUGAAGGCCUGGGCCAGAAAUCUGCCCACCGAUCAAUACUCUCCCACCACAAUAUCAGCGCUGACGCAGAUAGAUACAAAGAAAAUUAACUUGGAUCUUGUCAUGGAGCUAUUGCGUCAUAUUGUUAACAAAAUGGAGGAUGGAGCUGUGUUAGUUUUUGUUCCAGGAUGGAAAGAAAUAUCAGAUUUGAAUAAGCUUUUAUUGGAAGAUUCACGGAUAAAUUCUAGAGAUCUGCGCAUUGUGCCUCUUCACUCUCUGAUGCCCACUGUGAACCAAAGAGACAUUUUUGAAAGACCUCCUGCAGGAAUUCGGAAAAUUGUCAUUGCUACCAACAUAGCAGAGACAAGUAUAACUAUUGAUGAUAUUGUGUAUGUCAUUGACUGUGGCUUUGUGAAGGUCAAGGACUUUAACCCAGAAAAAGGACUUCAGACUUUGGAGAGUUUUCCUGUAUCACGUGCUAAUGCUCAGCAGCGCAAAGGCAGGGCUGGGAGAGUGCAGGCCGGCCACUGUUUCCAUCUGUUCACAAGCCUUCAGUAUGCAGAAAUGAAGGAGUACAUUGCUCCGGAGAUACUAAGGACCAGAUUAGAGGAGCUUUGUUUGAUGAUAAAGAUACUGAAAUUGGGAAAGAUAGAAUCUUUUGUCAACAAGGCUCUAGAUGUUCCUUCUGCAGAGGCCGUGAAAGCCGCCAUUGUCAACCUACAAAAUCUUCAAGCUUUGGAUGACAAUGAAGAGUUGCUUCCCUUGGGGUAUCACCUGGCUCGACUUCCACUUGACCCUCACACUGGCAAAAUGAUCCUGUUUUCUGCCAUGUUUGGCUGUCUGGAUCCUAUCUGCCUGAUUGCUGCCUGCCUCAAUUUCAAGUCACCUUUUUUUACCCCUCUGGGCAAAGAAGCUCAAGCAGAUAGAUGCAGGAAAGCCCUUGCUGGAGACAGCCCUAGUGAUCAUAUCAUGCUGCUUAAAGCCUUCAAGAAAUGGGAAAUUGCUUCAAGGAACGGAAAUGGUAGAAAGUUUUGUUAUGAUAAUUUCAUGUCUGAGAAUGUAUGCAAGAUGUUGAUGAAAAUGAAAAAGCAGUUUGCAGAGCUGUUGUAUAAUAUUGGAUUUGUAAACUCUCUAGAUCCAAGAAAUAAAGUAGCUAACAUUCAUUCAGACAAUGAAAACUUGAUAACUGCUGUGAUAUGUGCUGGGCUUUAUCCCAAUAUUGCCAAAGUUCAUAGAGUCGCCAAACCUAACAGAAGCACUGUGUCAGUUAUUCUGCAGAAUGGAACCAAGGGUUACCUCCAUAAAGGGUCUGUUAAUGCCAACGAGACAUAUUUUCCAUCAAAAUGGCUGAUUUAUCACAAAGUUAUGAAAACAAUGGCAGUGAACGUUUAUGACUGUAGUGUGGUUUCGCCAUACCCUUUGCUAUUCUUUGGCGGCAAAAUUUCAUUCUCUGUUACAAAUGUGAAAGGAAGAGACAGAGAAUGCGUGGAAAUUGAUGGUUGGAUCCCCUUUUGGACCGAGAGAGCAACUUAUGAUCUAGUCAAGGACCUAAGGAAACAGUUGGAUAAAAUUCUGGAGGACAGAAUUGUGUCACCACGGGUGGUUGAUCUGACAGUCAGCUCCAAGGAACAGGUCAUCAUUAACGCCAUCGUCGACCUCAUCUCGAAGGAGGAGGUCACCCAUCACGACUUCAGGGACGACGAUCAAUGGGACUCUAAUGAGGUGGAUUACUGAGGACCAGCAAAGUCUUAAUGAUGAAAUUCCCAAGGGCUGGUACAAAAUGGUACAGGUCAGAGAAAAUGGUACAGCUUACUGGUAUGUGUACCAAUACAUGUACCUUAAGCCAUGUGAUCAAAAGGAGGAUUGUUGCCAAAAUCUCCUUGUGGAAGAAACGUUGGAGGUUUCUUAUUUUAUUGGUUUAAGAAUUUUUUUUAUUCUUAUGAUUCUUUAGGAGAGAACAUUUAUAGGCAUAUUGCCUGCUGACUGCUGUUUAAUCCUCUUUGAUGUAUUUUUAUAUACUUAUAUAAAACACUUCUUAAAUCAAAUGAAAUAAAUUAUAUUCUAAUGAAAUUUACAUAAAAAUUUAUGAUCAUUACUUCUUUACUGAAACGCUAGAUACAGUUUUAUUUAUUGAACAGUACAUGUUUUACAAAAUUUAUUAGGUGUACAAAUGUACAUGCCAGAUAUUUUUUUCCGCAAAUUCAUUUUUUUUAGUUGACAAAGAUGUUUUUUUCCUUAUUUUCUAUAACUGAAUAAAAGAUUAAAACUU